Messenger RNA from Neurospora tetraspora, 249 nucleotides. RefSeq lists its product as uncharacterized. NCBI's taxonomy places the organism in Eukaryota, Fungi, Ascomycota, Sordariomycetes, Sordariales, Sordariaceae. The transcript is spliced from 3 exons. The record is from RefSeq and is a predicted model, not a curated record. The coding region runs from base 1 to 249 and encodes 82 amino acids.
AUGUCUGUCCUCUCGGACUUCUACCCGUCCGAUGAUGAGAUAGACUGGUUGUCAGACGAGAUUUCGGAGAGCCGCGCUUCUGACUUGGCGCCGGUGGGAGCUUCGGGGCUCUCCGAAGCAAAGGAGCGGAUGCGCGAAGCCGAAGAACUCAAGAGUUCGGUUGCCUCCCUCCCACACCAACAAGACAUCUACAACGCGACCACAACCAGCCAAUACUCAAGGAGGUCGAUAGGCACGCGCGUAUCUUGA